AGGUUUUGUGUUUUUUAUCGAACCCACUACCAGUCGCUCCAUCCCCCUUCCCUUCACGCUCUCAUUUCGCAUCUCCUCUUCCUCUUUGUCUUUCGUCUCCGCUUCUUCCAUCGCGCCGGCCGGCCCUCUCCAUCUAUUUCUAUUCGAUCUCCUUUGCCUCGCCAGUCGCCACCUACCGUCGGUCACCAUUUACAGUGAAGCCACAGACAAAACAUAACUGGAAACACUCAAGACUCUACCCAACAUCGAUCCAAAAUCAAACUGGCACAAGGCAUGAACCUGAAGAAAUGAAAAAUUGAAAGAUCAUAGAAAACUUCAAUUUUAUGAAUUUGAAGAGGAGAGGGGAAAUACUCCAGCAGGCGUACGAGAGCUGACUACGAGGGCAGGCGGGAGAUUGCCUUUUGAAUUGGGAGACAUGGAAGGAGUAGAGAGUAUAACACCUGAGAAACAGAAUAACACCUUGGGAUCGAGGAAGCGGUUGUCCUGCACCACCUGCUUUGAUGCUCUGUGGUUCUGCUAUUCUCCGGUUCAUCAGAUGCAGCAAUACUACAGGGUUGGAGUUUUUGAUAACUGUUCUAACAAAUGGACAGCUCUUGUUGACUGUUUAACUCUAAAGACGAAAAGAGCUUCUGAGGUUCAGGAAAUUCUUGAAAGCAGAGAAAAAGCAAAAUCUCACAUCUGGACUUUUCGAACCCCAGAAGAAGCAUCAUCACAUUGGAAAGAACUCUUCGGACAUUUAGAAGAAAUAGAAUGAAAAUGAUUCCGUCUUCUGUUUCGAUCCUCAUUUUGUAAGACUAUUUUUUAUAUAAAUUUUGAUCUUGUUAUUAUUAUCAUUAUUACCUUUUAAAGUACAUUUUGGUGGAGAAAUGAGCCAUCACGAUGUGUUAAUAGAAUAAAUAAGUUAUGUUGUUUAUCCAGAAGUUCAGAGAACUGUUUUGGUCAGAAAAUCAUUUCUUGCACAUCUUCUAUAUGUCCGAAUAGAAUGAAAAUGAUUCUCCAUCCUGUGUUCAAAUA
Messenger RNA from Cucumis sativus (cucumber), 1014 nucleotides. RefSeq lists its product as uncharacterized. The record is from RefSeq and is a predicted model, not a curated record. The coding region runs from base 416 to 754 and encodes 112 amino acids. The transcript is spliced from 4 exons. NCBI's taxonomy places the organism in Eukaryota, Viridiplantae, Streptophyta, Magnoliopsida, Cucurbitales, Cucurbitaceae.